CAAAUACUUGCUAUGCAUUAUUGUUUCUCCUUUAUUUACACCUUCAUUGCAAUCCAUCAUCCACCACAGAAAAUAACCAAUUAGCAAUUUCACUUCUGAAACACCAAAAAACGAAAGAAAGAAAGAAAGAAAAAAAGAAAGAAAUGGAAAUCACAACCUCCCACCACAAUGUCGAACCCCUAACUUAUGACAGAAAGAGUGAACUAAAAGCUUUUGAAAGCACGAAAUUGGGUGUCAAGGGACUCAUAGAUGCCGGUUUGAUGAAGGUUCCAAGAAUCUUUGUUCAUGAACAAACCAGGCUCCAAAAACAUAAGUAUGGUGGUAAAGACAAAUCCAAGUUCAGUAUCCCAGUCAUAGAUUUACAAGGCAUUGAUAAAGAUGCAACUGCUCGUCGUAAAGUAAUUGAUGAAGUUGGAUUUGCAUGCGAGAAAUGGGGGUUCUUCCAAGUGGUCAAUCAUGGGAUUCCCGUGAAUGUUUUGGAUCGAAUGCUUGAAGGAGUACGUGCAUUUCAUGAAGGAGACCCUGAGUUGAAAAAACGUUUCUAUACUCGUGAUAACAACAGCAUGGUGCUUUUUAAUACCAAUUUUGAUCUAUACCAAGUUUCAGCAUCUACUUGGAGGGACACCUUGACUUCUAUUGUGGCACCUCGUCGUCCAAAUCCUGAAGAAUUGCCUCCUGUGUAUGGGGAGAUAAUACUGGAAUAUGCGGACAAAGUAAUGGAAUUAGGGCUUGUUUUAUAUGAGUUAAUGUCGGAAGCUCUUGGACUAAACCCUAACUAUUUGAAAGACAUAGGUUGUGGAGAGGGACUAUUUAUUGACGGUAAUUACUAUCCCGAAUGCCCUGAACCAGAGCAUACGGUGGGCAUAAACGACCAUUCUGAUAGUGGUUUCCUUACUGUGCUCCUACAAGACCAACUCGGUGGACUCCAAGUCCUCCAUGAUGAUCUUUGGGUGGAUGUUGAACCCAUUCAUGGAGCUUUAGUCAUAAAUGUUGGAGAUUUGAUGCAGUUAAUCACCAACGACAGGUUCUUGAGCGUGAUCCAUAGAGCAUUGGCCAAUAACUCAAGCAAAAGACUAUCAAUUGCUGCCUUCUUCCGAACACAUAAACCACCAGAGAACUCUUCCAGAUUGUAUGGACCUAUUAAAGAAUUGUUAUCAGAAAACAAUCCUCCAAUUUAUCGAGAAAUCACUGUCAAAGAUUUCGUCGCACACUACGAUGAAAAAGGUCAUGAUGGGGUUUCUGCUUUGGAAUUUUUUAAGCUUUGAAGUUCUCGAAUUUGGGUUUGGCAUGCUAUUGGCUGAGAUGUCUAUGUUGUGUGGAUGUAUGUCUAUCACUACAUUAUUAUAAAUAAAUAAAUAAAUAAAAAGGAAGCCUAUUGCUUCAUAUUGGAAUUAAUAUUGGUCGUAAAAGUGGGCCUCGUAGGGUAUUAAUUGUGUGGGGUGUUACGUUUGUUCAAUGUGUGGACCUUUUUCUCUUUUUUGGUAAUAAUGUACUAUGUGUGGACCUAUGUAUAAAGUGGAGGGACUAUUAUUAUUAUUUCUUAUUAUGACUCCUAUGUAAUUAUUGCAUGCUUUUUAACAAUUUAAUAAAUAUGGUACAUAUCUCCUUUUGGUGAAA
Molecule: messenger RNA, 1617 nt
Organism: Ziziphus jujuba (common jujube)
Lineage: Eukaryota; Viridiplantae; Streptophyta; Magnoliopsida; Rosales; Rhamnaceae
Product: 1-aminocyclopropane-1-carboxylate oxidase homolog 1-like
Exons: 3
Coding region: 144-1265 (373 amino acids)
Source: RefSeq, a predicted model, not a curated record